UGUAAAGAGUGAACGAUGUGACCCCGUUCACUUUCCCCAUCGUUAUCUCUUCUUUCGAACCCCGUUCGUUUACACACUCACUCACUCCCUCUCCGAGCUCCCAUCUCUCGCUCUGCACACCGCCGCUCCGGCGCGGGCCGGUGGUGCUGCUUCCACGCUCGGCGCUGUCUGCCCUGCCCUCUACGCCCCGCUUGCGACGGCCGCCGCCACCAGGGGAAGAUCCAUGGAAGAUCUUGCCAUGCAGGACAAAACAUAGGGCAAAUCGGAAAGCUUUACAGUCAUGGAUUGCUACUUCAUAAAAAAGACAUCGGAGGAAGAAGCUGUUGGAGCGGAGGUCAUUUCAACACGGGAGGAACCCUGUCAAGGCGCCUGCAAAUUUGAGAUCCCAUUUGCAGCACCGGCAAAGUGCAAACACUACACCCAGUUGACCAGCAACCAAAACAGCAUAACGCCCUUUAGGUCCGGCAAGGCAAGUAGAAUGGAGGUCGUGACCGGGGCGAUGAGCACCCUCCUCCCCAUGCUCGGCAUCCUGCUCAAGGAGGAGUACAACCUACAGAAGAAGACCAGGGGGGAGAUCAAGUUCCUCAAAGCAGAGCUUGAGAGCAUGGAGGCUGCCCUCAUCAAGAUCUCGGAGGCGCCGCUGGACCAGCCACCUGACAUCCAGGUCAAGCUCUGGGCAAGGGAUGUCAGGGACCUGUCCUAUGAGAUUGACGACAGCGUCGACAGAUUCCGGGUGCGCCUUGAGUGUCGGCAACAAAAGAUGCCACACAGCUUUAUGGAUUUCAUCCAUAGAAGCAUGGACAUGAUGACAAAGGGCAAGAUCCGACACAAAAUAGGCAUGGACAUCAAAGACAUCAAGAACCGCAUCAAGGAGGUCAGUGAGAGGCGUGAAAGGUACAAGAUUGACAGCGUUGUUGUACCCAAGCCCACCGGCACAAGUACUGAUACCCUUCGUCAGUUAGCCUUGUUCAAAAAGGCAACGGAGCUUAUUGGCACCGAAGAGAAGAGCCUUGAAAUAGUCAAGAUGCUGGCGGAGGGAGACGAGGUGUCCCAGAAACAGCCGAAGAUGAUCUCUAUUGUUGGCUUUGGAGGCUUAGGGAAGACAACUCUUGCUAACGUGGUGUAUGAGAAGCUUCGUGGAGAAUUUGAUUGUGGGGCUUUCGUUUCCGUGUCUCUUAAUCCUAACAUGAAGAAGCUUUUCAAGAGUUUGCUGCAUCAACUUGACAAGGGAAAGCACAGUAACAUCAUGGACGAGUCAGCAUGGAGCGAAACACAACUCAUUAAUGAGAUAAGAGAAUUCCUCCGAAACAAGAGGUACUUCAUUGUCAUUGAUGACAUAUGGGAUAAAUCUGUGUGGACAAGUAUUAGAUGUGCUCUGAUUGAGAAUGAAUGUGAUAGCAGAGUAAUCACAACAACUCGCAUUAUGGAUGUUGCUAAAGAAGUUGGUGGUGUUUAUCAGCUUAAACCUCUUUCUAGCAGUGACUCAAGACAAUUAUUCUAUCAAAGAAUAUUUGGAAUUGGCGACAAGCGUCCUCCUAUUCAGUUGGCUAAAGUAAGUGAGAAAAUUUUAGGGAAAUGUGGCGGAGUACCAUUAGCUAUCAUUACACUGGCUAGUAUGUUGGCUAGUAAAAAGGAACAUGAAAAUACAUAUACGUAUUGGUACAAGGUGUACCAAUCUAUGGGUUCUGGGCUAGAAAAUAAUCCUGGCCUGAUGGACAUGAGGAGGAUACUAUUUGUCAGUUACUAUGACCUACCUCCAAAUCUGAAGACUUGUUUACUGUAUCUCAGUUUGUAUCCAGAGGAUUAUGAUAUUAAAACCAAACAGUUGAUAUGGAAAUGGAUAGGUGAAGGAUUCAUUCAUGAAGAGCAGGGGAAGAGCUUGUAUGAAGUAGGAGAGGAUUACAUUGCUGAGCUCAUUAACAAAAGCUUGGUCCAACCAAUGGAUAUCAAUAUUGCUAAUAAGGCGAGCUCUGUCCGUGUACAUGACAUGGUGCUUGACCUUAUCACUUCCUUGUCAAAUGAGGAGAACUUUCUCGUUACAUUGGGUGGUCAGCAUACCAGGUCACUGCCAGGUAAGAUCCGUCGACUGUCUCUCCAAACCAGUAAUGAAGAGGAUGUCCAGCCAAUGCCAACCAUGAGCAGCUUGUCCCAUGUGAGAUCACUUACUGUGUUCAGUAAAGACCUCAGUUUAUUGUCAGCACUUUCAGGUUUUCUUGUCCUACGUGCAUUGGAUUUAAGUGGUUGUACUGACGUGGGUAAUCAUCAUUUGAAGGAUAUUUGCAAUUUAUUUCACCUGAGGUAUCUGAGUCUACAAGGGACAUCUAUCACUGAGGUCCCGAAAGAGAUGAGCAAUCUACAGCUUCUGCAAGUGCUAGACAUAAGGUCCCCCAUGAAAAAAUUGCCAUCAACCUUUGUUCAGCUAAGACAGCUGGUGUUCGUUGACAUGGGUAUUAAUAUGGUCUCUACAUUGCUUCUAAAAGCAAUGUCCACCUUGCCCUCCCUCUCUUCCCUUGCAAUCACAUUAAGAGAACUGAGAGAGGAAGACCUCCAAAUACUUGGUAGCAUGCCAUCUCUGCGUGAUCUCUCUCUAUUUGUAGUGUAUCAGGGAAAAGUCACAUAUAAAAGGCUAGUCAUUGGCAAUGGUUGUCCCUUCCAGUCUCUGACAAGGUUCAGUAUAAAGAGUAUAGAAGCCACUGUCUUCAUGUUUGCACAGGGAACCUUGCAAAAGCUCCAAAUCCUGGAGUUAGAUUUGUAUGUUGAGAAAACAAAACACCAAUUUGGUGAUUUUCAGUUUGGGCUAGAGAACCUGUCUUCGGUUGAGCAUGUCUAUGUGGUUGCUCGUAGUGGUGGUAGUGAGGAUGAACUGACCAAUGCACUUGAGAAAGAGCUUGAUAUUAAUCCCAACAAGCCCAUACUGACGGUGAAGCAGGUGGGCGAGUGUUUGGCCUCUGACUUGUUGCUAAGUUUAAACUGGGCACUUGGUCCCGAAGUGCUGUCCAUAGAAGAGGAAUAACCUGAGUUGAUGGAAUAUAUGAUCAAAAUCUUACAAUGUUUCAACAAUGGACCGAUCUUUGAUUCUACUAGCAAAGAACUGAUCGAGGAGGAUGCCUGUGGCCCAUGCAGACACAACCAAGAGCUUACCAGAUGGAAUUUCCGCAUUAGUUCAAAACUGUAGCUAGUACAUGGAUGGUAUUUUGUAACAAAUCAUACGGUGUAGCGACUGAUCCAACCAUUGCAUGCACUUGGAUUACUGUUUCUCUGUCAAGAAAGUACCAUUAAAUCUGAAUAAUUACGGCUAUUUAUUGAGUGUGCUUGUGAUGUACCGGGACUGAAGUAAA
Messenger RNA from Triticum aestivum (bread wheat), 3338 nucleotides. RefSeq names its product disease resistance protein Pik-2. The coding region runs from base 281 to 3013 and encodes 910 amino acids. The transcript has 6 exons. The record is from RefSeq and is a predicted model, not a curated record. NCBI's taxonomy places the organism in Eukaryota, Viridiplantae, Streptophyta, Magnoliopsida, Poales, Poaceae. Gene Ontology annotation, biological process: defense response to other organism. Gene Ontology annotation, molecular function: ADP binding.